AUGCGGUCAAUUACUUGUCAAGGGACGCCAAAUGAAAUCGGCCUUCAACAUGGAGAACAAGCUAAAGCCGAGAUCCACGGCAGUGUUGAAUUCUAUAAGAGCCUUUUCAAAAGAGACUGCUCGAUGGACUGGUCAGAAGUAUGCCAAACAGCAGGGAAAUUUUUUCCCUUACUUGAGGCGUCAUUCCCAGACUAUCUUCAAGAAAUCAAGGGCGUUGCAAAAGGUGCCGGUUUGGAUGUGGCAUCUAUACUUGCUCUGAACGUCCGAACUGAGAUCGCGUAUGGGAUGUUCAAUGAUGGGUGCACAGCCUUCUCCUGGAAGUCCGACAAGAAGAGCUUUCUAGCCCAGAAUUGGGAUUGGGACAAUGAGCAAGCGCCCAACCUGAUAUCCAUGCAUAUUCGUCCUUUGACGUCCUCAAAGCCUGCUAUCCACAUGAUUACUGAAGGAGGGAUUAUCGGAAAGAUUGGUCUAAACUCCAAAGGUGUGGGGGUUACGCUGAACGCCGUAAAAUGCGCCGGGGUCGACUUUAAGAAGACGCCGUGCCAUUUGGCUCUUCGAGCAGCUCUGGAUAGCAACUCACAUACUGAGGCGAUCGAGAAAAUCGAGAGGCUCGGUGUAGCAUCUGCAUGUCAUAUUCUGAUCGCAGACUCCACUGGUGCUGUUGGAUUGGAAUGUUCAUCCAACGAUAUCGUGCACUUACACAUGGGUGACGAAGGGGAGCCCUGGCCUGGAGUCAUCACCCAUUCAAACCAUUUCGUGCAAAAACACCUUAAUGCUGUUUCAAAGAUAUUUUUUCCCGACAGCGUUCCUCGGUUGGAUCGGAUUAGAGAAUUGAUAGGGAGAUCUAUGUCCGGCCCUGGGUUUGAUACUAUCGAUGGUAUCUUGAAAGAUGAAAAGGGAUACCCUGGAGCAAUCUGUCGUGCACCCACAGAGAAGAGUCGCACCGAGACUCUUUUCGCCAUUGUCAUGGAUUUGACGGAGGAGAAGGCCACAGUCAAGGUGGGAAGACCAACCAACCCAACAGGGGUUUUUGAGUUGCAUCCAUAG
Ophidiomyces ophidiicola is the source of this 1047-nucleotide messenger RNA. RefSeq lists its product as uncharacterized. The transcript has 4 exons. The coding region runs from base 1 to 1047 and encodes 348 amino acids. NCBI's taxonomy places the organism in Eukaryota, Fungi, Ascomycota, Eurotiomycetes, Onygenales, Onygenaceae. The record is from RefSeq and is a predicted model, not a curated record.